Messenger RNA from Coregonus clupeaformis (lake whitefish), 1758 nucleotides. RefSeq names its product neuropeptide Y receptor type 1-like. Lineage: Eukaryota; Metazoa; Chordata; Actinopteri; Salmoniformes; Salmonidae. Bases 10 to 1140 code for a protein of 376 amino acids. Gene Ontology annotation, cellular component: plasma membrane; neuron projection. Gene Ontology annotation, molecular function: neuropeptide binding; neuropeptide Y receptor activity. The record is from RefSeq and is a predicted model, not a curated record. Gene Ontology annotation, biological process: G protein-coupled receptor signaling pathway. The transcript is spliced from 5 exons.
UCUUCCACCAUGACCAAUAACAGCAGCUCCUCUGGCGUCUGGGAGAACUCUGACUGGUCAGAGUCAGCCCAGUGCCCGCCCUCGGUGAGUGGAGCCACCUUCCUCAUCGUGGCCUACAGCACGGUGAUCGCAGUGGGGUUGCUAGGCAACGUGGGCCUGGUGUUCAUCAUUGGGCGGCAGAAGGAACUGCAUAAUGUCACCAACAUUCUAAUCGCCAACCUGUCCUGCUCCGACAUCUUGAUGUGUGUGGUGUGUCUACCCGUCACCGUCAUCUACACUCUGAUGGACCGCUGGGUACUGGGGGAGGCACUCUGCAAGGUCACUCCGUUUGUACAGUGUGUGUCAGUGACGGUGUCUAUAUUCUCCCUGGUGUUGAUUGCGUUGGAGCGCCAUCAGUUGAUCCUGCACCCUACCGGCUGGUCCCCAGCAGCAGGCCACUCCUACCUGGCCGUAGGACUCACCUGGUUGGUCGCCUGCUUCAUAUCACUCCCCUUCCUGUCCUACAACAUUCUGACCGACAACCCCUUCCAGAACCUCACCCUGCCCGCCAACCCCUUCAGAGACCAUGUGAUCUGUUUGGAGAAAUGGCCGACUGAAAGACACCGUCUGGCCUACACCACCUCCCUGUUGCUGUUCCAGUACUGCCUCCCUCUGCUACUGGUGCUGCUCUGCUACCUCCGCAUAUUCCUACGCCUACGUCGACGCAGGGACGUGGUGGAGCGGAGCCGGAAGGCCCGAGGAGCCCAGAGGAUCAAUGCUAUGCUGGCGGCCAUCGUUGCUGCCUUCGCCCUCUGCUGGCUACCGCUUAACGUGUUCAACACGAUAUUUGACUGGGACCACCAGGCGCUGCCCGCCUGCCAGCAUGAUGCUGUGUUCUCCGCCUGCCACCUCACCGCCAUGGCCUCCACCUGUGUCAACCCUGUGGUGUACGGUUUCCUGAACAGUAACUUCCAGAAGGAGUUGAAGACCCAGCUGCAGCGCUGCCACUGUGGCUUGGGGGCGCCAGAGAGCUACGAGAAUUUCCCGCUCUCCACCGUCGGCAGCGAGGGGAACACCAAGAUGUCGAUGCUGAACCGGGCAGGGUCGAUGAGCACCGCGCCGCCGCCACGGUCCGAGCCCAGUGUUAUCAUUUGCAGCUAACGGCUAGCCGACAGAGUUAGUGGCUAAUGCUAAUGGUUAAGAGCUAAUGGACAUAAUGUAGCAUGUACAGCUGUCAGACAGGGUGUAAACAACAAGGGUAAAGUUCAUAUCAAGCAAGCAACUAACCGACAGAAUGCCCCAAUGGACAGAAAUAACAGAGAGCAGCUAAUGCUAAUGGAGAGAGAGAGAGAAAUUGGAACUAAGCACCUGGACUGACAGUCAAAGACAGAGCUGGUUGGCCUCAGUCUCCAUGGGGAUCGGUCGAUUUCUGAAUUCCUACAAAGCAUUGCAGGUCCUGCAGAGUAUACAGAAUGCACUUCACUAAAAGCAAACAAACAGAUCCAUACAGCUAAUCGACAGAGCAGCUCAUGGACAGAUUGCACACAUGCAGUUCCACUAGGUAGCAAACAGCUGGAGAGACUGCGACAGAGAGACUGACAGACCCAGGGACGCGUGGGCUCUGUUUCCAUGGUGAUGAUAUAUUUCUGAGCUAAUUCAGUUUGUCCCCAGAAAAACUGUCAUCACCAGAGUUUGACAUCAUCCUGGGGUGUUAAGCUGUUGUCAAGCCAGUCAGGCAGAUGGACAGACUGUCAGUCAGUCAGACAGUCAAUUCUGAAC